Molecule: messenger RNA, 2444 nt
Organism: Chaetomium strumarium
Lineage: Eukaryota; Fungi; Ascomycota; Sordariomycetes; Sordariales; Chaetomiaceae
Product: major facilitator superfamily domain-containing protein
Exons: 4
Coding region: 399-2099 (566 amino acids)
Biological process (GO): transmembrane transport
Cellular component (GO): plasma membrane
Molecular function (GO): transmembrane transporter activity
Source: RefSeq, a predicted model, not a curated record
ACCGACUGUUUGGCGUUCAGGGCCGCAAGACAGCUUCUCCCAGGUCUUUCUUUGCUCGAGAUGUCCUCCCACUCUCCGUUACUAAGCAGCAGCAGCCCUAAUCCCGAUUCGUAAUCCGACCCCUGAUUUGCAAAGCCACUGCCGGCGGCAUCUGCUUGUUCCUGCGGCAAACUUCCGUCUCAUCCAAAUCCUUUUCUUCAUCUUGCCCAUCGCCUGGUUGCACUCUUCGCAAGUCUCCAAUCCGGCACCAAGCUCCAAGGCCAAGCAUCUAAGGCUCUCCCCGACUAAUUCCACUUCGUCUGCUAUCAUCGGAUCUUCAAAGAUCGAUCCAUCCUGUCAUAGGGCGUUGACUUGGACGCCAUACGAUAACGUGACCCCGGGGGCCGACCGCCCACGCCAUGUCAUCCGGAGCAACAUCCCUCACUGAGAAGCCGGCGGACCCUGCCGUCGAAUUCCCCGCGGAAAACGGCCGCAAUGAGUCCAGCCUCGAAGCCAACCUUCCCGCCGACAAGGAACAUGAGUCGGCGGCUGCGCCCGACCCGAACGCAUCUCCGAGGAAGAUCCACGGCAUCUUGUGGGUUCUAGUGGUCGUUGCUAUCCUGUCUAGCAUCUUCCUCUAUUCCCUCGACAACACUGUCGUCGCCGACAUCACGCCGGCCGCCGUCAAUGCCUUUGGCAAUGUGUUGAAGCUGCCAUGGCUGUCCGUAGGAUUCCUUCUCGGCGGAGCAGGCGUGGUGCUUCCCUUCGGGCGGCUGUAUGGUCUGUUCGAUGCCAAAUGGCUGUACAUCCUGUCGUCGAUCCUCUUCAACGUCGGCUCGGCGCUGUGCGGCGCAGCGCCCAACAUGGAUGCCCUCAUCGUCGGCCGCGUGCUUGCGGGAAUGGGCGGCAACGGCAUGUACCUCGGCGUCAUGACGCUUCUUUCCGUCAACACGUCGGACCGUGAGCGGCCAGGCUACCUGAGUUUCGUCGGCCUGGUCUGGGGCAUCGGCACGGUUUUGGGUCCCGUGGUCGGCGGUGCCUUUGUCGAAUCGUCGGCCACGUGGCGGUGGGCCUUCUACAUCAACCUCUGCGUUGCCGGACUCUUCGCCCCUGUGUACCUGCUUUGGAUCCCGUCCUUCAAGCCGCGCCCGGAGUCCAAGGCGCUGGCGCUGGUGCGUGAGUUCGACUGGGUCGGCACGCUGCUGAGCGCGGCGGCUAUCAUGUGUCUGGUCAUGGCCACGAAUCUCGGCGGGGCGUUGUAUGCGUGGAACAGCGGGCAGAUCAUCGCGCUGUUCGUCGUCUCUUUCGUCCUGUUUAUCGCCUUCGGCAUCCAGCAGACCUACACGAUUUUCACGAGCCUGACGGGCCGGCUCUUCCCCGUGCAGUUCAUGCGCAACUGGAACGCGGUGCUCCUGUUCUGCUGUGCCGCUGCCGUCAACACGGCUGGAUUCGUGCCCAUCUACUACGUGCCGCUCUACUUCCAGUUCACCCGGGGCGACAGCGCCAUCACGGCUGCCGUUCGGCUGCUGCCGCUCAUCUUCGUGCUGAGCGCCGCCAUCCUCGCCAACGGCCACCUCAUGUCGCGCUUCAGCUACUUCCAGCCGUGGUACAUUUUCGGAAGCGUCCUCACUUUGAUCGGUGGCGUCUUGCUGUCCCGCAUCACAGCACAAACGCCCGAGGGCCAGAUCUACGGCUUUGAAGUGCUGGUUGGCAUCGGCACGGGCUGCUUCAUCCAGGCCGGCUACGCUGUUAUUCAGGCCGUCACCCCGGCGGCCGACAUGGCCUAUGCCAUCAGCUUCAUGAUGCUGGGCCAGCUGUGCGGCAUCGCGCUCGGCCUGGCCAUCGCCGGCGCUGUCUUUAUCAACGACGCCAUCGCCAACCUGGCCCGGGUCCUGCCCGACCUGUCGCGCGAGCAGCUGCAGCUGGCCAUCUCGGGAACCAGCGGCGCCUACCUGCGCUCCCUCUCGCCCGAGCUGCGUACCGCUGCCACCGAUGCCAUCGUCCAAGCGCUCCAGAAGGUGUUCAUCCCCGUCUAUGUCGGUGCCGCUUUCAGCCUGGUGCUUUCCGUCUGCUUUACGCGCCGGAAAAUGUUCAAGGACACCGUGGCCAUUGCGGCCUGAGGCUCCCGCAGUCGGCGGCGUCGUACAAGUAACAAGUAUUCACACCGUAUCAGAAAGGAUGCAUAGCUCUGAAGGUGGGCUGGGGUGUUUCCCAGAAUCGCCCUGACGAAUAUCAACAUGUCUCUUCUUUAUCGUCAAUUCGACCCGUGCGGGUAAUGGAAAAGUUAGUGAUGUGACCACAGGUAAUCAUCAUGUAAGGAAAGGAAUCGGAUUUUGGACUGGCAAUACCACAGGGAUUCAGCUACUGCUGUUGGGAGUGUCUUGGCUCAGGGCCAAGCAUCAUUCAAGCAUCAUUCAAGCAAAGGAGGUUGGAUUUUAGACUGCUCUCAAUACACGAGAUUCUAC